Sus scrofa (pig) is the source of this 942-nucleotide messenger RNA. Its product is annotated as olfactory receptor 8K3-like. Gene Ontology annotation, biological process: G protein-coupled receptor signaling pathway. Gene Ontology annotation, cellular component: membrane. The record is from RefSeq and is a predicted model, not a curated record. NCBI's taxonomy places the organism in Eukaryota, Metazoa, Chordata, Mammalia, Artiodactyla, Suidae. Gene Ontology annotation, molecular function: olfactory receptor activity; G protein-coupled receptor activity.
AUGGAAACAGAAAAUCUAACCACACUAAAUGAAUUCAUCCUUAUGGGAAUCACAGACCGCCCUGAGCUGCAGGCUCCAUUAUUUGGGCUGUUUCUCCUCAUCUAUGUGAUCUUAGUGGUGGGCAACUUGGGCAUGGUCAUCCUCACCAAGGUGGAUGCCAGGCUCCAAACACCCAUGUACUUCUUUGUUAGACACUUGGCUUUUACUGACCUUGGUUGUUCCACAACAGUAGGACCCAAAAUGUUAGUAAAUUUUGUUGUGGAUCGAAAUGCAAUCCCCUAUUAUUCUUGUGCUACACAACUAGCAUUCUUUAUUGUGUUCAUUAUUAGUGAACAUUUUAUUCUAUCUGCAAUGUCCUAUGACCGCUAUGUGGCCAUCUGUCACCCUCUGCUCUACCCAGUUAUCAUGUCACAAAAGGUAUGUUGGGUGCUGGUGGCAAUCCCCUAUCUCUAUAGCACAUUUGUGUCUCUUCUCAUCAGUAUAAAGAUAUUUAAUUUAUCCUUCUGUGGCUAUGGUGUCAUCAGGCAUUUCUACUGUGACAUCUUCCCUUUGUUGUCCUUGCUCUGCUCAAAUACACAUGAAGUUGAACUCAUCAUUCUGAUCUCCGCAGGUUUUAAUUUGAUUUCAUCCCUCCUGAUAGUGCUUGUGUCUUACCUAUUUAUUCUUGAAGCCAUUCUCAGGAUGAACUCUGCUGAAGGUAGGCACAAGGCUUUUUCAACCUGUGGAUCCCACCUGACAGUGGUCACCGUGUUCUAUGGGACUCUGAUAUUUAUGUAUGUGCAACCAGAGUCCAGCCAUUCCUUUGACACUGAUAAAGUGGCUUCUAUAUUUUACACCCUCAUUAUCCCCAUGUUAAAUUCCUUGAUAUAUAGCUUGAGAAACAAAGACGUAAAUUGUGCCAUACAAAGGAUGUGGAAAAAACUAUGCAACUUUUUCUCCUAA